Molecule: messenger RNA, 564 nt
Organism: Prunus armeniaca (apricot)
Lineage: Eukaryota; Viridiplantae; Streptophyta; Magnoliopsida; Rosales; Rosaceae
Source: the annotation of a GenBank genome assembly
AUGGCCAUACCAGUCAUAGAAUUGGCAGUGUGUUUCGGACUUGUGCUGUCUGAACUGAUUGCAGAUCCGGCAUGGAAAGGAAAGGUGAUCAGUUUUGGUCAUUUGCCUGAUCAGCCGCUGCCGCAUUUAAUACAAGGUGAUGAUCUCAAGUCCAUGCGUGAGUUUUUGAUGAGGACAUGCUUCAGGGAGUCCAACGAGGGUGUUGAUUUUCAGAAGGUGUUUGAUUUGAUUCUGGAAGUGGUUGUGAAUGAGAACUUGAAGGCGGAGCAGAUUAUCAAGAAAGUGUUUGUGUUCACCGACUUCAGGGGAUUUUUUAGCUGCACCUCAACGACUCUGUAUGAGGCAAAACAGAGCAAGUAUGAGGCUCAAGGCUACGGGAAUGAUGCAAUGCCACACAUUUUGCUUUGGAAUAUUUGUGACUGGAAGUUUCCUCAUUCCAAAGAACAUCAUCCAGGGGUCACGAUGGUGAGUGGCUUCUCCGACAAUUUGAUCAAGUCCUUCUUGGACAAUGGUGGGGAAAUUGGCCCGCAAGCUCUCAUGGAAGCAUCCAUUGCCGACAAAUAG